CUUUCAGACGCCACUAUUCAUCAGUUGCUAUAGAAAUUCCGGUGCUUGUGUGGUGACGUCACCUUACUAGAAACAAGACUUGUUCUCUACUGUCCCUGAUGCGCGCUCCUGCGUAUUCGCCAUCUUGGUGUCUGUCUGUCCGGAGCCGGGACACACCCGGAUGCCGGUGACGGACUGGUUUACCGAGGUCAUGCAUUUAGCAGAUGAGUGAUUGCAACACUGUUGGGGUAUCCUGGAAGUGUCAGUCCCAGGAGGACAGAAGAUGUCCCGGAGGAAACAGACAACUCCAAAUAAAGUUCAUUGGGAGCAGGUGUUUGCUGGAUUGGAGCAGCAGGCUCGUCAAGCAAUGAUGAAAACUGAGCUUAUGAAGCAAGAGGAGUCAGGGGUGGAACAGCAUGACCGAAGUAGCAGUGACAGCGAUGCAGAGGAUACAACAAAUGAUGAUUUUUCAUCGCCUGCCUCAGAAGAUGAUACCAAUGAAGAAGCAAACGAGCCAGGGAUCAGCAGAGAAAUACAGAGUUCUGAGGAGACUGUAAGACCUGGUGGAGUUGACUAA
Bombina bombina (fire-bellied toad) is the source of this 556-nucleotide messenger RNA. RefSeq names its product zinc finger protein 821 (gene ZNF821). The record is from RefSeq and is a predicted model, not a curated record. The transcript has 4 exons. Lineage: Eukaryota; Metazoa; Chordata; Amphibia; Anura; Bombinatoridae. The coding region runs from base 263 to 556 and encodes 97 amino acids.